Molecule: messenger RNA, 1527 nt
Organism: Anastrepha ludens (Mexican fruit fly)
Lineage: Eukaryota; Metazoa; Arthropoda; Insecta; Diptera; Tephritidae
Exons: 1
Coding region: 1-1527 (508 amino acids)
Source: RefSeq, a predicted model, not a curated record
AUGCAGAGAUUCAGUAACAUCACAACUAUACUCAAUUUGAUUGGAUUAUCAGUAAUCGGCCAAGAGUUUAUCCAGACGCUGACAGAUAUUGUGAUUGCUACAUCCUUGGAACGCCGGGUGGACACUGUACUCUACACGAGCUACGAAAAUGAAACUACCCUCGACUCAGCUAAUGUUCUGCAGUCCUCGAUUAUACUAAACGCGCUUGGUAGGGAACUGCCACAACCAUUGCUGCACUUUGACUCCGCAUCUCCCGUCGAAUGUUAUAAGAAAAUGUUCAAUGCCGAGUUGCUGACCAUCGCUAAACUAAAUCAGCAUUCUGAAUUUGAUGAUCAUCUGUUGGCCUCGCUGUGGCAGCGUCUUUGGCGCAACACACAAAGUCGUCUCAUCCUCUUGUUCGACGAUUCCGCUAGCGAAGCGUAUGUGACCAGAAUCUUCAGAAUGUGUGUGAAGCAUCGUGCUACGAAUGUGAUUGCCUUGCAACCACUUAUGACUGUAGUGGAGCGAAACUAUUGGGCUUUGCGUUUAUUCCCUGCAGAGAAGGUUAUCAAAGAGACCUUUCCGGUGUAUUAUAGAAAAAUAUUUAUUGAUCAUCUACAAAACAUGUACGGCUAUCCUCUGCGCAUGGUCGAACGUUCUGUGCAUCCGCAAAUGUAUUACUAUGAAAGCAAGGACGGCACCCAAACACUCAGUGGUUUCUUUGGUCGAUCUUUAACUGAAUAUGCAAAUCAUUGCAAUGCCACAAAGGAGUAUCCGCUCGCUUCACUACAUAAGAAUAUUACAAGCAUUGCUGACUAUGUUCACAUAUUCCAGAGUGAGAUUGUCAAUAUAGGCGCAAUAGCAUCAAUCGAAGCUGUCGAGUUUAACGUUAGUUUAUCGAUUGUGUUUGAACUUACCGAUUGGUGUCUAAUGGUGCCAGUUGAACAGCCAUUGCCGAAAUCUACUUUCUAUUAUAUCAUAGUGAAAACAUCGGCUGUGAUUUUGUUCUGUGGUACUGCAAUAUUUAUAUCUUGCUUUUGGGCUUUCACAUAUCGUUGCCGAAGUUCCCAACAAAAGCAAUUGGCAAUCAUUGAUUAUUUCUUUAAUGUGCUUCAGGGUUUAAUGGGCUCAUCAUUUUGGAUAAGCGAAAGCAACUCAGCCGUUCAGAGUGUCAUUCACUUGACCAUUUCGUCGGCAGGAAUCAUCAUUGGAACCGCUUAUGGCGCUUACUUGCAGAGUUUCAUUGUACCUCUUGCCGCACCAAUGAAAACCAUGGAUGAUUUACUAAAUCGUGGAAUUACGGUAACUACCAGCAGCUCUGAGAUUCCUUUUCUUCAGAAAUCAUUCGAAUUCACUAAAUAUUUAGAAAAGUUUACUUAUAUCGAUGAUUUUGAUGAAUUCCAAUCGAUGCGGGAUUUACUGAAUCCACGUUAUGCAUUUACGGUCACCGACAUGUGGGCGAUCUACGAUGAGCGACAAAAGUAUUUCCCCGACCACUGUUUCGUCUUUCAGAUAUAUGUUAUGGUAAAAGUCAUCCGAUGGUGUUGA